Messenger RNA from Oppiella nova, 414 nucleotides. The record is from the annotation of a GenBank genome assembly. Lineage: Eukaryota; Metazoa; Arthropoda; Arachnida; Sarcoptiformes; Oppiidae.
AUGCGCGUGGACUUGGAUAUGGCUGUGUAUAUGACAUACCUGUGCGUCGGGCACCUGAAGAAAACCCGAGGUGUCAUCAUUAAUAUGUCGAGCGCCAGUCUGAGUGCGCCGUACGGUAUGGCCAGGACUGCGGGCGAUAUGUUCACCAGAUGUAUGGCUGUUGUGUUGGGAGGGAAAGGCAUUCGUGUGAAUAGUGUUAAUCCGAGUGUUAUCAAAACGGAUUUCCUCAAAUCGACAGGUGUUGACACGAAAGUCAUAGCCAAAGGUAUGGCCAAUAAGUUGCCGGUCGGGAGGUGUGGUGUGGUUGAGGACGUGGCUCAGGCCGUCCUAUUCCUGUCGGCUCCCGAGUCGUCGUUUAUAACGGGAACUCAUAUGCUUGUGGACGGCGGACAUAUAGCUGCCGGUGAUUUUUAA